UCCAAAACCCUAGCGUCCCAAAAUCUAGGGUAUAUAAAUCACUCUUAACCACAUUUCCGCAAACUCACAAUCUUCGAUUCGGCCAGAGCUCUCACUCUCGCCGGCAACGAUGCAGAUCUUCGUGAAAACCCUAACCGGGAAGACAAUCACCCUCGAAGUCGAGUCCUCGGACACUAUCGACAAUGUGAAGGCCAAGAUUCAGGACAAGGAAGGCAUCCCACCGGACCAGCAGAGGCUGAUCUUCGCCGGCAAGCAGCUGGAGGACGGCCGCACCCUCGCCGACUACAACAUCCAGAAGGAGUCCACGCUCCACUUGGUCCUCCGUCUCCGUGGUGGCGCCAAGAAGAGGAAGAAGAAGACCUACACCAAACCCAAGAAGAUCAAGCACAAGAAGAAGAAGGUCAAGCUCGCGGUGCUCCAGUUCUACAAGGUGGAGGAUUCCGGCAAGGUGCAGAGGCUGAGGAAGGAGUGCCCCAACGACGAGUGCGGAGCUGGGACGUUCAUGGCGAACCACUUUGACAGGCACUACUGUGGGAAGUGUGGCUUGACCUAUGUCUACAACCAGGCUGGUUCCGAUUAGUCACAUAUCAUCCGUUUGAUGUUUUCAGAGUACAAUGGAUAAUUUACUGUUCUCUUCUAAAUUUUGCUAUCUCUAGUUUACAGUUUCGAAUAGCGAAUGGGUUGGAACUCGUAUGUUUGCGGCCAUGGAUGAUGUCAAUUGUUGGAUUUUUAUGGGUUUAGUUCUGUUAUAUUCAAAACUCGACUGGGUUUGCUCAUUUCUUUUGUUUUAUCUAUCGUUUAGUACUCUGUGAUGUGCAUGAAUCGAUCUUAGAUGUUGAUAAUCUUUCUGCAAACACACUAAGAAUGUUAAAUCCUCGGGUGUUCAUAAGUUUUCAGUUAAGUUUGCAAUGGUGGAUUAGAGUGAUAGGUUUUCUGCUUUAGGGAUUGUCUGUAUUCUGGUUGGAUUGCUGAAAAUCUCAAGACAAUUGCUGUUUGCUUUGUCUCUUGCUCUGUAUGAGUUGAUUAAUCUUUCAGAUUGAUGUAGGUGAUGUAUCUGUUUGCCAACUCCAUAAAGUACUAUUCUGAUUUCUUAUUUACUUUGAUAGGAAUGUGGGAUUGUGCAGAUAAUGGUUAUAUUUUCUUGUUUGGUUUUUGUGGUUGUGGAUUUUCUGAUGUAGCAUAGUUGUGCAACCUUCUCUGCAUUUGAUCAGAUUAGGGUUUAUGGAUGUUUCAUGACGAUAGUGUCGACUCUGCACUCACUAGGCGGUCCUAUCUUAAUCCAUUGGCCGGCUUGUGGGUUCUCAUCCCUUUUGGUUUAUGUUUUAGAAAAUUUCGGUGGAAUGUGUUGCUGUAAUCUGUGUAGCCCUUUUGUGAAAUAGAUCAAAUCUUCUUAGAACAAAGCGUGUAAUUGUUGUAGUUCAUAUGUUAUGGUCACAGGUCAGUGUUUGAAAUUUCUUUCCGUGAGCAUCAACAAGAUCGUAGCUUUUGUUCUCUGAUGUAUUGUUGCUUAUGCAUGUUUAGUCUCGUUGUAUUUAUGUAAUCAUUCAUUCCAUGGAUGAAUUGCUGGUAAAUGUUUAUUCAUUUUCUUGUAUAUGAUCGAUCGGUGAGGUUAUCUUUUGCUGUCAAAUGCCUUAUUCGGUUAUUGUUCCUUCUUGUGUUAUGUCCUGCCAUUGGUCUACAGUCAUGUACUCUCAAGUCUCUAUGCUCAUCCAUACUAAACCCUACACGAAUGUAUUGUUUCAUUUUGUAAACAUGCGAAAUGAGUUUGUGGUGCUUUGGGAGAUAUGAAGCUGUUUCUGCAAAAUCUGAGUACUUUGGGAGAUAUGAGUCCGGAUGAAAAUUGGUAUGGUUGAACAUUAAUAUGGUAUUCAUAUCUCGGUAUCAAAUAUCCAAAUUUCAACUAGGGGAUAAUGUCUUAAAAGUUUAAAACCAACACUAACAUUGAUUUCAUAAGAAGUUCAGUAUCGAUAUUGAUUAAUAAUUAAUAUAUAUAAAGCUUAAGUAGUGUUACUGUAACUUCCUAUAUAGAUUUGCUAAUGUACACUACUGUCAUGUAGUUUAGUAACCUAUAGGCGAAUGGAAGCACACAAGUUUAAUAUUAUUCCCAAAGCUAUUAACUUAUUGAGGUACCAUUUAACAUGGAUUUUGGUAGCACUAUUUUAAUGUCCCAUAACCAUAAAUCUCAUUUUCUCACGCAAACCAUAAACCAACCUUUGAUUAUAGAUCAUGAAUUUUUAUUAAACUUUAUAUAUAUAUGGUGGCUUCUACGGUACCCGGGUGAAAUCCGGGGUACUGCAUACAUGAGUAUGAAAAUGCUAUCUAGACCUUGAAUUUGCAGGAUUUUUGUGCCUAAUACUAUACCCUAACCCUUAAUGAGUGAACUCUAGAUCCUAAUUAUCUAAAUCAUAGACUAUAAACAAGACGGUGCAUUUAUUUUUUGCCUAUAUUUGGACGAAUCAUAACCGUCGAUUAUUGUUUCUAAUUAAAUUGAUCUUGGGGU
Linum trigynum is the source of this 2500-nucleotide messenger RNA. NCBI's taxonomy places the organism in Eukaryota, Viridiplantae, Streptophyta, Magnoliopsida, Malpighiales, Linaceae. The record is from the annotation of a GenBank genome assembly.